Molecule: messenger RNA, 688 nt
Organism: Caenorhabditis elegans
Lineage: Eukaryota; Metazoa; Nematoda; Chromadorea; Rhabditida; Rhabditidae
Gene: gst-26
Product: glutathione transferase
Exons: 2
Coding region: 11-640 (209 amino acids)
Cellular component (GO): cytoplasm
Molecular function (GO): glutathione transferase activity
Source: RefSeq, marked reviewed
ACAGAUCACUAUGCCUUCCUACAAACUCACCUAUUUCAACGCUCGUGGCUACGGAGAAGCUGCUCGUAUUCUCUUCCAUCUUGCCGAUGUUCCAUUUGAGGAUUUCCGUAUGACCCAUGGAGAUGGAACAUGGGAAAAGCUGAAAGAAAAAACUCCACUCGGACAAGUCCCGGUCCUAUCCGUCGAUGGAUUUGAAAUUCCACAAUCUGCUGCAAUCAUCCGCUAUCUUGCCAAUAAAUUUGGAUAUGCUGGAAAAACCCCGGAAGAGCAAGCUUGGGCAGAUGCCAUCGUUGACCAAUUCAAGGAUUUCAUGGGAUCCUUCAGAGAAGUCGGAAAAGCACAUGCCGCUGGAAAGCCAGCUGAGGAGAUUGCAAAGAUCAUGCAAUCAGAUGUCGUUCCGGCUAGAGAUGCAUUCUUCGUAAUCAUCAAUGGGAUCCUGGAGAAGAGCAAGUCAGGAUUCUUGGUUGGAGAUGGGCUCACUUUUGCCGAUAUUGUAGUUGUGGAGUGCAUCACAACUUUGGACAAAAAUCAGUUAUUCACUCCAGCGGGAGAGCCAAAGUUGGUUGCUCUUCGGGAGAAGGUCUAUGCGAUUCCAGCUAUCAAGAAGUGGGUCGAGAUUCGCCCAGAUACUCAGUACUAAAGUUUGUUGUAAAUUGUUUGAUAAUUGAAUACAAUAAAUAGUUUUAAU